UUUUGGAGUAACAGUGUAAUUUUUUUUUUUAACCAACAGAUGCACUGACUUUCUGAGGAACUGAAGACUCCUGUGGUUAGACUUGUUUCAAGAAAAGCAUCUUAUCUGAGGGUCUUCUCGUAAAGCAAAUGUUGUGCAACACCCAGCAUGCUGUGCUUUAUCAAGAGAAGAUCGAUGUUCAUACUCAACUGAUGUAUUUUUAGAUGCCCUUGUCUUUGAUGGGGGCCAGAUAUGUAUAUGUUGCAACAAUUUUCAGUAUGCUUCCGAUAUUCUUUUAUUUUUUCUUGAUCUGUACACAAAUACUAAUAUGCGUUACUGACGGGAAUAAAGCAAGACACAAGCUGGUUAGAAAUUAGCUUGUCACUGCUCUCUGGCGGUCAGACUCUGUAAUUGAGAAUUGUUGUGGCUGAAACAUUUUGAUGUAUUUCAUUAAAGAACUCGCAUGUUUAAGAGAUUUUGUAGCUAAAAUAGCAUCUACAACUUUGAUGAGACGUUUAUGUCCAUACAUGUUUAAUGGGAGUUGUAUACACUUUUUAAAUAUUUGGAGGAAAUGCUCAGAUUUCCUAAUACAUGUUUGUACAGUAAGAAAGAAAAAUAAACUGCAGUAAUUUAGGAUGUAUAGUAGGUGGCACGUUAAGUUGAAUACAGGUGGUGGCAAAAACCUUUGCUUUUCAAAUUAUUAUUGAUACUGAGAAAAGCUUAAUUUGUCUAUACUUAUGUUGCAAUCAACAUGAUUUGUCUCCAUUGCGUUAGUUUUUAACAUAAUAUUGUUAUGUUAAGAGGUUGUAAUACACAAAAGAUGCUUGUAGCACUACAGAUGGUAGUAAAAACCUGCUGCUAAAACAGGUGCUUCUAGCUAAAAAUACAGUAUUAGAGUAAAAUCAAUAUUCAGCACCAUUGGUCCAGGUCCAAACUAAAAAGGAAUAUACGUGAUUAAUGUCUGAUAUUUGGGAUGGUAUUGAGGAUUUUAAAAUUAUCCAGGAGAGGAGAAUAUAUCUAAAGACGUUGCAAUUAACAGCGAGUGUGUGUGCGGUUUGGUUUCUCAUUCUGUCUCUGUUCUGUUUCCAAUGGGAAGUAGUGAUGGAGUGAGCACUGGACAGGUCAGCAGGUGAAUGGUGUGGGAUCUAGGAGGGCAGCUACAAGAGAAGCAAUGGGACUUGUGGUGAAGGUCCAGAGGAGGAAUUUCUCAACUGACAGAAGAGAUGAUGAAGGUAAACACCUUCAAGAAAGAAGCUGACUGUAAGGAUGGAGGAAAGACAAUGGUAAGCACUCAUACUUGGACCUAGCAAGUGAUAGAAUUAGAGAGCCUGAUUACCACAUAAUGUGAGAAAACAAUCUAGACCUACUUCAGAAAAUUUGCUUCUCUUUUAGUUCCUCUUGGUUAGUCUUGAUGAGCUCCAACUAGUGGCCACUCCUGUUAGCAACACCCUGCGAAGAUGGAAGGUAGGAGAGACACACACACACACACACUCUCCUGCACACAACUUUCUUCAUAACAAUAAUUCUUACAUUUUUUUUGAAAAAUCCACAACAUGUUUACAAAUGUAGUGGAAGGACAGAAAAAACUUUUCCCCUGACAUCACUUUCAAAUUACGUUAUGCACAUCUAGUCAUGCUGCCAAAACUAUGCUCAGCAGUGGGGCCAGUGUGUUCAGGGUGAAGUAUUUUUCAUCGCACAAAGUGUUUUCAUGCAAGAAAGUAGAAUUGUGGUCUCAUCUGGCCAAACCAGUUUCUUUCAAAUGGGCCCAAGUCCUAUGACCUCCUUUCAACAAAACCUUCUCUAAUUAAUUCUCUCCUCCCACAUGUUACCUGUUAUUUUCAUCUGGGCAGGUCUGCAGUGGCAUCAAACAUAUUCGAUGUUAAGGUUCUGAAUUAAACAGCGUCUUUUAGACGUUCAAAACUUGGGUUUGUUUUACCUGUCAGGCAUGAUCUACAUGAACAAUUAUCUAUACAGAAAUUAUAGAAUUACCUAUUACACUAUUAACAAAUGAAAUGUUUGUAAAAGGUUUUGGAAAGCAUUGAUUAUAUCCUUACACUUCUCAAUUGUAUGCUACCUUUUGUUAGUUUGUUACAUUAAAUCACAUGAGAUAAGUUGAAAUUUGACGGCAUACAAUGGACAAAAUGUCAAAAUGUUUGAGGGGCAUAAACACAGGUGUAAGGCACGGAACAUUCGUGCAGCUUUUUCAGACAUACAGUAUAAAGUUCAGUUGUGAAAACAAAUUUUAUCAUUAUAAUUUUUGGGGGUCUUCUGUUCAGUGGCAGACAGUACAAUCCCAAUGUACAGUUUUUCAUAUAUUCUAGGACCUGUUUGCCAACAGAGGAACAGCGUUUGUGCUUCCUUGUUGAAAGAUUUUUGUUUUAUAACAAGACUCUUCUGUCCUUGAGCAUCACAAUUCAUUUUUUACUCUUUGUUCUUAUUAUACUCAGCUCGACCCUCAGUAUGUCAACACACCACACCUCACCAAAGUGGCUAAAAUAUAAAUAUGCACUUGAAGCCUUCUUUGUUCCUUAACUACAUUUUACUGACAAAGUCCAGUGAACCCUUUCAAAACCUGCAAUACGCCCUAAAAGCUAAAUGACUCUUUUCUAUACAUAAUGUUUGCACUUGCUUAGAUGGUCAGACUGUUUGCUAUGUGAUAUCCGCAGAAACUGUGCUUUGGGUUGUGUCUGUUGUCACGCCGGAUAUAAAAGCAGUUGCUCUGCUUUUUCUCUCCAGGGAUUAUUUUCUGACUGUGGCCAUCUUCGACAUCAGAGAAAAUACUUUGAGACACAAGGAAGCCAUGGCAAUCCAGUCUAACGUUGUUACCUCUCAACCUACCCAGUACACAGUAACAACUGGACGUUCUUCAGACUGGAGUACAAAUGCGUGCGACUGCUGUGAUGACUGUGGCAUCUGUAUGUGUUUUUUAUGGGAUUGUAAAAGGAAGCUGGUUAAGUUUUCUUCUCCAUUAAAUUUGAAUUUUUAUUUGUUUAUCUACCUUUCAUCUAAAGGUCUAUGUGGAGCAUUUAUCCCAUGCAUCCUUGGUUGUAAAGUGGCUCAGGAUAAUGGGGAUAGCUGCUGUCUACCUUUCCUCCCAGGUGCCAUGAUUGCUUUAAGAACAAGCAUACGCAGCAAAUACAACAUUGAGGGCUCUGUGUGUGACGACUGGGUGGUCAUGGCCUGCCUGCCUUUAUGUGGACUGUGUCAGAUGGCGAGAGAGCAGAAGAUGAGAGGAUAAACAGAUUGCUGAUUAAUAAGAACAAAAAAAGAAAAAAAUAGCAUUGUGAAUGUGAUCUAAGAAAAAAUAAAGACAUUUAAUGUUUUUUAUUUUUACCUUUUUAAUGUAAACAUAUAUUGUAUUACUUUAACAUUUCUUACUAUUAUACAUCUACUUUAUAAGCUGGGAAUUGUACAUGAUCUAAAAUGAAAGCAGGAAUACAGAGAGUUAAAACUAACCUUAUAGAGUGACAGUGUUGAAUUAACAAUAAAAAAGACAAAUAGAAGAUAGUGACAUUUAAGGCAGUACUGGUCCUUUCUUUUGCAGAAAUAGUUUUGGACAAUUAAACAUAUAAAGGUUUAAAAACAUUAUUGAGAAUUAUUUUAUUUAAUUAUGUUUCAAUAGUGCACCAUGUUUUCUUUACAGCGAUGUUUUGGACUUUUUGUAUUCACUUGUACUUACAAAAUCACUGGUAUUUCAAUAGAACAAAUGGGAAAUAGCAAAUUGUGGGUUUCAUUUAUUUUAAUGUCAUGUAGUCUUGCUUUUUCUGGAAGGACUUCAGUGGGCUGCCACUAUCUUCCUCUUUCUGACUAAGUCCGUGUUUUCAGUCAUGUAGCGAUACAGCUGUCUGAAGGAACAAGGUGAAAGGAUCAGGGUUCAUUUGAACAGGUUCCACUUUCAUGGCAAAUACAACCACGCCUGAAUCAUACAACUCCAUCUGAAACUACAAGGAAAACAGAUUUCUCUUCUACAUUCAAGUGCAGCUACAUUGAGGUCCCAUCUGACAUCACAAGAAAACCAACAAUGGCAACGUUCAAAACCUUUUGAAAUCUGUUUUUCUCCAUGUCGUCUA
This is a messenger RNA of Xiphophorus couchianus (Monterrey platyfish), 4049 nucleotides long. RefSeq names its product cornifelin (gene cnfn). Lineage: Eukaryota; Metazoa; Chordata; Actinopteri; Cyprinodontiformes; Poeciliidae. The record is from RefSeq and is a predicted model, not a curated record. The coding region runs from base 2780 to 3217 and encodes 145 amino acids. The transcript is spliced from 5 exons.